Amaranthus tricolor (Joseph's coat) is the source of this 922-nucleotide messenger RNA. Its product is annotated as protein PHOTOSYSTEM I ASSEMBLY 2, chloroplastic. The coding region runs from base 68 to 646 and encodes 192 amino acids. NCBI's taxonomy places the organism in Eukaryota, Viridiplantae, Streptophyta, Magnoliopsida, Caryophyllales, Amaranthaceae. The transcript has 6 exons. The record is from RefSeq and is a predicted model, not a curated record.
UUACUUUUAGGCAUUUAACAGUAGCCUGAAAAAAAAAAAAAUCUAGUAAUUUUGUCAGAGUGAGAGAAUGGGGGUCUUACCUUAUCUCUCUUCUUCCUCUGUAUACUCAUCUGUAUUUCCCCAACUUUCUCUCAUCCCUAAAUUUUCACAACCCAAUUUGAACUCAAAUUUGGUUGGAUUUCGUGUGAGAUCAAGUUUGGAGGAACGCAAUUCUGAUACUGGAAUUUCAGGCAGUUCUUCAAAUGAAAACACUAAAAAGGAUGAUCAAGUUGUAGCCUCUCGAAGACUUUGCCUUACUUGCUUAUGUUCAACUAUAGCUUUGAUAAGCCCCUCGGGUAAUUCCUCCAAACAAGAAGCCGUUGCUGCUGAAGUUAAAGAGAGAGCAGUUUGCCGUAAUUGUAAUGGUAGUGGAGCUAUCAUAUGUGAUAUGUGUGGUGGUACAGGAAAAUGGAAGGCUUUGAAUAGAAAGCGUGCUAAAGAUGUAUAUGAGUUUACCGAGUGUCCUAAUUGUUAUGGUCGAGGAAAACUUGUUUGCCCUGUUUGUUUGGGUACUGGUUUACCGAAUAAUAAAGGACUUUUGAGAAGGCCCGAAGCAAGGAAGUUGCUGGAUAAGAUGUAUAAUGGUCGGCUACUUCCGGGUUCUUAAACAGAGGAUCGAUGCAAAACCCGAAAGAAAAAUGGUGUCGUCUUCAACCUUUAGAUUGUACACGGCAAAGCAAUGUGAACGUUUUGGGAAGAGUUCCAGAUAUGUAUGUAAAGUAUAGUAUGAGCUUGUUCAGCUAUAGAAUCCUGCCUAAAUGUGGUGUAUACUUCAGUACAUUUUGGUUUGCUUAAUUUCAAUGUUAUAAUUAUCCCAUUUAACCUUCGGGAUGGGAAAAUAUACACAAAAAAUUAGUGAACAAUUCACACCCCAUUCUUCUUA